Messenger RNA from Salvia splendens (bonfire salvia), 1951 nucleotides. Its product is annotated as WRKY transcription factor 44. The transcript has 7 exons. Bases 431 to 1765 code for a protein of 444 amino acids. NCBI's taxonomy places the organism in Eukaryota, Viridiplantae, Streptophyta, Magnoliopsida, Lamiales, Lamiaceae. The record is from RefSeq and is a predicted model, not a curated record. Gene Ontology annotation, biological process: regulation of DNA-templated transcription. Gene Ontology annotation, molecular function: sequence-specific DNA binding; DNA-binding transcription factor activity.
GAAGACGAUUAGCUAUGCCAAACUGAGUUAGCACUCGUAAUUAAACUUAAUUAGAAGAAUGAAUUGAGUUGCGGAGAGACAGUUAGUUGACCCACCAUCACAUGCUCUGGCAAUUCAGCAUCUCUUCUCAAAAUCCACAGAAAACCAAAUUUCACCUCUGCGUCGCCUUCCCCAAUUCCCACAUUAACAGUGUUAUACACUUUUACUUCGAUCAAAAUCUUUUGUCGUUAGUCCAAGGGCAAUUUUGAAAGAGAAGAAACAGAGAGAUACUAUUUCUUUUCUUUUUCUAUUGCUAUUCCAUUGGAGUGGGCAAUAAUCCUUGUAGCUGGAACCUGGAAAGAACUGCAGAAAGGUUUUAACAUUCAGUGAUGAGAAUGGAUGCAGAUUGGCUCUAUAAAUCUACUUGAGAGUCAUAGCAGUUGCUACAGUCAUGAUGGAAAUCAAGGAGAAAGAGAAAAUCGUGAUAGCCAAACCAGUUGCAUGUAGACCUCGUUUCUCCAAUCCGAAAUCCUUAUCUGUCCUUCUCUCUGUUACAACUGAUGCUUCUCCACCUCCUGCUAAUACUGAAGCUGCUACAGUCAUAAGACCAACGACAGUGCGCUUUAAGCCUGACAGCAUUCUUGAUUUGGAUGAGGCUGCAGCUUGCAUUCCAACUAAAAGGGACCUAGAAUCUAACACCGCGUGCAGUGUGGUCUACAAACCAAUAGCUAAGCUUGUUUCAAGGACAACAGUUUCUCUCCUGUCAAAUUUGGGGGGUAAUGGUAUUGCUCCUACACAAGAAGUUGGUGAGGACGGUAAUAGAGUAAAUUCAAACCAAGUAACUCACCAAUCCGGCACCAAAUUAGAGAUCCAUCCUGAUUUCCCCACACAGUCGGAACAUAGGGCAACUACUCCAGUAGAAAAUCAUGCUCAGGAAACCAAAUUCUCAAUCCCUGCAAACAUCAGGGAUCGGACUUCAUAUGAUGGUCACAAUUGGCGUAAAUAUGGACAGAAACAGGUUAAAGGAAGUGAGUAUCCUCGAAGUUACUACAAGUGUACAUACCCGAACUGUCCCGUAAAAAAGAAAGUAGAAAAAUCGCUUGAUGGACAGAUUGCAGAGAUAGUUUACAAUGGUGAGCAUAACCACUUAAAGCCCCAGCCACCUGAUCACACUCCAGCAGAUGGACACACACAGACACCAGUUUAUGAUGCCGCUCGGAAAGAGGUGCAAAGUCAUGUGAUAAAUCAACAAGCUGAGGCAGUGAGAGCUCAUCAAGGGGGAUCAGACAUUCAGGAUUUUACUGAAUCAUCUAACCAGUCAACUUUUUCCAGUACUCCACCAACCAAUUAUACUGUUGCAUCUGCAGCAUGCAAUGCUGGCCCCUCAGUGUCCCAUAAUUCGCUGGGUGAAUGUGAUGAAGUUGGUAGAUUUGUCGAUGCAGAAGGUGGUGCCUUCAGAAGCAAAAGAACGGAAUCCGACAACCAAUUACCCAGAGCAAGUAUGGCUGGGGAAGCCUCAUCCAUUGUCGUUCAGAACCAUACUGAUUCUGGCAUAAUCGGGGAUGGAUACCGCUGGAGGAAGUACGGCCAGAAAGUAGUGAGGGGAAAGAUGUACCCUAGGAGUUACUACAGAUGCACCCAUCGGGACUGCAAUGUGAGGAAGUAUGUAGAGAGAACCUCUGAAGAUCCAGGCACAUUCAUAACGACGUAUGAGGGCAAACACAGCCAUGCCAUGCCAAUGAAAACUGCAAAUGUAGAGGCAUCCAAGACAAGUGCCAAGAACUGAACCCAUCCAAGGAGAAAGAAGAUUUUGCUCGAACGACGAAUUCAUCCGAUCCCAAUUAUUCUGAUGAGGCAUAUCAACUGGGAUGUAACUUAAUAUGUUUUUUCUGCAUUUCAUCGUUCUCUACAAUCAAACAAUGUGUAACCAAAUCUUAAUUAUUGGCUAUCUUAUUCUGCAUUUCUUCCUUUA